Messenger RNA from Loxodonta africana (African savanna elephant), 1265 nucleotides. Its product is annotated as olfactory receptor 12D3. Lineage: Eukaryota; Metazoa; Chordata; Mammalia; Proboscidea; Elephantidae. Gene Ontology annotation, biological process: G protein-coupled receptor signaling pathway. Gene Ontology annotation, cellular component: membrane. Gene Ontology annotation, molecular function: olfactory receptor activity; odorant binding; G protein-coupled receptor activity. The transcript has a single exon. The record is from RefSeq and is a predicted model, not a curated record.
UGAAGAAAGCAAGAGGUCAUUGAAAAGACAGGAAAGAAAGAAAAGACCAAGAUGGAUGUCAGAGGAGACUCUGAAACUUGUUCUUGUACAUCGAGCAGCUAAAGCAAAAGGAAGAAAAGAUGAAGUAAAAGAACUGAACAGAAGAUUUCAAAGGGUGGCUCGAGAAGACAAAGUCAAAUAUUACGAUGACAUUUCAACUCAUUGCUAGGUGCCUCAAAAUGAUAAACUUAUUUCAUUUAACCCCCACAGUAUAAACUUAAAAUUUCAGAAAAAUUAACUCCUUGUUACUGUUAUGUUUGCUCCCGAAAACAAUGGAGUAUGUCACUACAGUGAAUGAGUUUCUUUUACUUGAUCUGACCAGUGUUCAGGACGUACAGCCUUUCUACUUUGUGAUUUUCUUUAUCAUUUACCUGAUAAAUUUGGUUGGAAAUGGAGCUAUACUAGUAAUUGUUUUCUUGGAGUCCAAACUCCACUCCCCUAUGUAUUUUUUUCUGGGAAACCUUUCUUGUCUGGAUAUUUGCUAUUUUUCAGUGACACUGCCUAAGGUGCUUAUAAACCUCCUCUCCGUUCGGAGGACCACAUCCUUCCUAGGCUGCAUUGCUCAGCUCCACUUUUUCCAUUUUCUGGGAAGCACAGAGGCCAUCUUACUAGCUACGAUGGCCUUUGACCGAUUUGUGGCCAUCUGCUACCCACUCCGCUACAUGGUCAUCAUGAGCCCCCAGGUGUGUAUUCUGCUGGCAGGUGUGGCCUGGCUCACCAGCUUGUUUUACACCCUGAUGCAUUCAGUCAUGACCGCACACCUGAACUUUUGCAGCUCUCAGAAAGUCAAUCACUUCUUCUGCGAUGUUAAGCCCCUCUUGGAACUGGCCUGCAACAACACACUACUCAAUCAAUGGCUUCUUUCCAUUGUCACAGGCAUCAUAUCCAUGGGAGCUUUCUUCCUGACUCUCCUUUCCUACUUUUAUAAUAUUGGCUUCCUUCUGUUCAAGCACCUGCCCUGCAGUGUGCUCCGCAAGGCUCUGUCCACUUGUGCCUCCUCUUUCAUGGUGGUUUGACUCUUCUAUGGACCUGUGGGCUUCACAUACAUUCGUCCUGCCUCAACUUUCUCCAUGAUUCAGGACCAAAUGAUGGCCAUCAUAUACAGUGGAGUCACCCCAGUGCUGAAUCCACUGAUACACACCCUUAGGAAUACAGAAGUGAUACUGGCUCUGAAGAAAAUCUUUAUGAGGAAGUUUUUGUUUAAAGACUGCCAGCAGCACCACUAG